CUGCAAACAGGAAGUUUGACACAUGCAUAGCUCUUAGCUUCUGUGUAAGAAGUUGUUGAGCUCCUUCUGGAAAAAUUUUUAGUUACUUUAAGUAAAGUGUAAAUACUCAUGAAUGGCAGCGUACAGAGAACUAUCUGGUAACCAGUGUACAGGUACAACAGCUCUUCAGAAAUUGGAAGGUUUUGCUAGCCGUUUAUUUCAUAGGCACUCUAAAGGUACUGCACAUGAUCAGAAAACAGCUCUGGACAAUGACAGCCUUCAUUUCUCUGAAUAUACUGCCUUAUGGGACAGAUCAAUGAAAGAGUUUCUAGCCAAAGCCAAAGAAGACUUCUUAAGAAAAUGGGAAAAUCCUGCUCAGAAUAAUGCCGGCCUGGAAGAUUUUGAAAGGAAAAAAACCCUUGGAACAGGUUCGUUUGGAAGAGUCAUGUUGGUGAAACAUAAAGCCACCGAACAGUAUUACGCCAUGAAGAUCUUAGAUAAGCAGAAGGUUGUUAAACUGAAGCAAAUAGAGCAUACUUUGAAUGAGAAAAGAAUAUUACAAGCAGUGAAUUUUCCAUUUCUCGUUCGACUGGAGUAUUCUUUUAAGGAUAAUUCUAACUUAUAUAUGGUUAUGGAAUAUGUCCCUGGGGGUGAAAUGUUUUCACAUCUAAGAAGAAUUGGAAGGUUCAGUGAACCCCAUGCACGGUUCUAUGCAGCUCAGAUAGUGCUAACAUUCGAGUACCUCCAUUCACUAGACCUCAUCUACAGAGAUCUAAAACCUGAAAAUCUCUUAAUUGACCACCAAGGUUAUAUCCAGGUCACAGACUUUGGGUUUGCCAAAAGAGUUAAAGGCAGAACUUGGACAUUAUGUGGCACUCCAGAAUAUUUAGCUCCAGAAAUAAUCCUCAGCAAGGGCUACAAUAAGGCAGUGGAUUGGUGGGCACUAGGAGUGUUAAUCUAUGAAAUGGCAGCUGGCUACCCCCCAUUCUUUGCAGACCAACCAAUUCAGAUUUAUGAAAAGAUCGUUUCUGGAAAGGUUCGAUUCCCGUCGCACUUCAGUUCAGAUCUCAAGGACCUUCUGAGGAAUCUGCUGCAGGUGGAUUUGACAAAACGGUUUGGAAAUCUAAAGAAUGGUGUGAGUGAUAUAAAAACUCACAAGUGGUUUGCCACAACAGACUGGAUUGCUAUUUACCAGAGGAAGGUUGAAGCUCCAUUCAUACCAAAGUUCAGAGGUUCUGGAGAUACCAGCAACUUUGAUGACUAUGAAGAAGAAGAUAUCCGUGUCUCUAUAACAGAAAAAUGUGCAAAAGAAUUUUGUGAAUUUUAAAUAUGAGCAACGAGAUGAUAUCAGAACUCGCGCUCAGUACUUUGCACUCUAGAGAGAGAAGGGUGGAGCUGAGACCGUCCUUGUUGAAGCAGUUAACCUAGUUCCUUCAUCCCAGCGACUGAGGUCUUGAUUGCCAUCAUCUGUGUGUGCACUCUGCGUCCACCUGUGUAACAAGGCACCACUAAGCAAGCAUUGUCUGUGCCAUAACACAGAACUAGGCACUUUCCUGCUUCUCUUUGGUUUGCCUUUCUCCUCUCCUCCUACAUCCAUUUGUUCCCUUUUUCCUUUUCCUUAGUUUUUCUCCAAACAGUGCUCCAUUUUUUUUUUUUUGUUGGUGUUUCAAAUGGGCAGUGUUAUGGCUAUGUGAUAUUUGAAGGGAAUGAUAAGUGUUCCUUUUAGUAGUCCUUGCCAAUAUUUCUGUUGGUCAAUGACUUGAAGAUAUACUUUCUAAUAAUUAUUUUUACUUUGUAGUUCAGACUCAGUUUUGCCAGAACUCUUGACAAUUUUUGAAGAUAGAAUGUUUUAUUAUCAAGAAAAUAUAUACAAAUUAAAACAGUAACUUUCUUCAAACUUAUUGUUCUGGCAAUAAAUUUGGAUGGACUAAUAAUAUAGGGUAGAUAGACACAGCAAUAUAGAUUCCUAUAGAUCAAAGGUUCUAUUCUCCCCACUUCUUUUUAUAGCAUCCUCCCCUUGAGUAAUUAAGUGACCAGCUUGAGCAUUGUGACAAAUGUGUCUCACUCACAGAAAAAACUAAUGAUAUGGGUUAUGAUCAGCUAGUUUCUCUCACUUGGCGUCGGCAUUUCUGUAGGUAUUAGAGUUCUAAGAUUUCUAAAUCUUGACUGUUCCGUGAGGGCUUUAGCCAGUAUUUUAAUAAAACAUGACUAAUGAAAGUGACAAAAUUUUAAGUUUCUCAAAUAAGCCCUCAUUGUAAACUUUUUAAAGGAAAAGAAACUAAAAAGAACGUUAAUGUGGACAAAUACUUGGCUAACUCAAACAAGUGGCUUAAUUAUUGUAAACAGUAUAGACAUGCUCUUAUGUAAGUGAGAGUUUUCUUUUGUGUUUGCUUUGCUAUGUUUCAUCACAGUUAGGAGCAAAGAAGCCCUUGCCAGGCCAUCAUGGCGGCGCGCCUCAGUGGGUGUCAGCCUGAGGCAGAGGCACCACGGCAACCUCGGCUUUCAUCCUGUGCCUCAUCAGUGAGGAGAGAGACAAAAUUUAUAAAACUGCCACAAUGGCAUUAGAAUGGCAGGUGUGAUAUUUUCAGAUAUGUAAUAGUUUCCAGCCUCUUUCCUUUCAGCAAACAGAAUGAGUGGUCAUGCAGGUAUAGCAUUGGAGUUUAGUUUUUUUACAUACUCUUUUGCCAACUGACUUAACAACGUUGUGGUCAUGUGGAAAUUUCAAGCACUUUUGCACAUUUAGUUUAGUGUUUGUUGAGAAACCAUGGCUUAACUCAGUUUUUAAAAUAUUUUUAUCUUUGCUUUAAAAUUUUCCCAUCUGGUUUUCUUUCUGUGAGUCAGUGACCUAUCUUAAAAGAACACACCAAAAGAGUUGAAAAUAAACUGGCUCAUUUUUUUAUGAUCAAUUUACAUGCAUAUAAGAUAUUGUUUUUAAUCCAACUGAUCUUAAUGUAUAUAAGCAUCUUAUUUGCUUCCUCAUUGGUGCAGGUAGGGCACUGACUCUACUUCUUUUCCUCUCUACCACACCCUUGCAUAACCUUUGAAGACAUUGAAAAAGCCUGUCUGCGAUGUUCUCUGGAUCAAUUUGUACAUCUUUUGAAUGUCAAGUGUUUCUGCAUGGUUAUAUCAUUUAUAAGCUGGUACUGAUUUCAGCUUUUGGUCCACCUAUAUUUAAAAUGUGCAAAAAAAAAAUGAACUACUUUGCUGUAGCAAGUUUUGAUGUAACAAAAAUAUAUCAUGUUCAUAAGCUUAUAAAAUAUCGUUUGUACAAAAUACUUUAAUUAGGUUUUUUUUGUAUUUCAUUUAGACCCAAGAACAUGCUGAUCAUUGUAUUCUAUAUGUAUGUUACAAAUUCUAUGGUAGCUUUGUUGUAUAUUAUUGUAAAAUUAUUUUAAUAAAUCAUGGGGAUGACAAUUUGAUUAUUACAUUUUAGUUUUUGGUAAUUAAAAAGAUUUCUAUGAAUUCUAAAAAUAUUUUUUUUAAUGGAAUUACUACUGCGCAGCAUCACUUGCUGUAGAAUCUAUCUGGGUAGAUGAUGCCUACUCAAUACAUUGGUUUUGAGGGCUAUUUAGCCAUUCCAUUUUACUUUCUAUUUAAAGGACACGAGCAAGCUUUUAAAUAUAUCGAGGGAGUUUAUUUCCAACCAAUCGAGUACACUGAAUUAGAAUAUCUUAAAAUUAUAUAAAGUUCUCAGUUUCUGCCACAAUGUAGACAAGAACAAUAUAUAAACUUGAAUAAGAAAUAAAUGGCAUGAAUCAGUAUUUAACUUCAAAUUACAUUAUUUGAAACAGAAGGAAUUACAGUUUUACUUGGUAAAUAAUAAGAAGAUGGCAUUGUAGAAGAAAGAACCCUAGGCUGAAAGUCGAGGCCUCCGUUUGAGGCCUGGCCUGGCACCGCCCGCAGGACCUCUGCUGCGGUUCUCUGCGCUGCACAGUGGAAGAGUCCCAUUAGGCAGUUCCUGAAGUCCCUUCUAACUUUCACAGGUUGUGAUAAGAUUCUUUUUACGACAGUUUGAGGGGAUCACGUGCUUUGAAGUAAAUCUUGUUAAGAUGAUCUUUUAGGGCAUUUCUCUCUUCCAGUGUUCGUACAAUUCUUUGAAUAUCCUGAAAAGCUCAUGUCCGUUUAGGUUCCCUCCUCCUUCACUGAUGCUCAGUAUCUAAUUGAUAUCAAACUGUCAACCUACCCAAAAAAGAAGACAUUGUGGCUUGUGGGUAUUGCUAUCAUGUUUUUGAUAUGUUCUCAUAUUGACUGCCCAUUGGCCUGAAAAUACUCAUUGUAAGCUUGAAAAAAAAUCAUUUUUCUUUCCCACGGAUUGUUUUUCCUGCUUAUUAUAAGAAUCAAAUGAAAUAAUGUAUGUGAAAGCACCUUGUAACCUGUAACCUAUCAAUGUAAAAUGUUAAGGUGUAUUGUUAUUUCAUUAAUUACUUCUUUGUUUAGAAUGGAAUUUCCUCUGCACUACUGUAGCUAGGAAAUGCCGAAAACAACUGUGUUUUUUAAUUAAUCAAUAACUGUAAAAUUAAAGUAUCUU
Pteronotus mesoamericanus is the source of this 4507-nucleotide messenger RNA. It is a transcript of the gene PRKACB, whose product is annotated as protein kinase cAMP-activated catalytic subunit beta. Gene Ontology annotation, molecular function: ATP binding; protein serine/threonine kinase activity. The transcript has 10 exons. Bases 113 to 1306 code for a protein of 397 amino acids. The record is from RefSeq and is a predicted model, not a curated record. Lineage: Eukaryota; Metazoa; Chordata; Mammalia; Chiroptera; Mormoopidae. Gene Ontology annotation, biological process: protein phosphorylation. Gene Ontology annotation, cellular component: nucleus.